Molecule: messenger RNA, 2720 nt
Organism: Syngnathus acus (greater pipefish)
Lineage: Eukaryota; Metazoa; Chordata; Actinopteri; Syngnathiformes; Syngnathidae
Gene: zbtb32
Product: zinc finger and BTB domain containing 32
Exons: 5
Coding region: 708-2168 (486 amino acids)
Biological process (GO): regulation of transcription by RNA polymerase II
Molecular function (GO): RNA polymerase II cis-regulatory region sequence-specific DNA binding; DNA-binding transcription factor activity, RNA polymerase II-specific; protein binding
Source: RefSeq, a predicted model, not a curated record
AUUGUGUUCCUAUUUUUUUUUUUUUUUUUUUUUUUUUUUAAAUCAGACACAAUAUGUUUAGGAAACAUCACACAAUUAAGUUUGUUCGUCAGGAGAUUGAAAAGCGCCAUUUAAAGUAAGUGAAGCCUUGACACCGAUGCUCAGGCACCAAGUGAGUGGGUGGUUGGCCUCACACACAUUUCCUUCAGAAAUUACAAAGAAGUGAACAAGUGUCACAAACACCGCAUAGGUUCCCUUCAUCUAGACCACAACUAUGACAGCGAGUUGUAUUCAUGUGAAAAAAGAUUGUGUGGGCCAUACAGUGACACUUUACCAGUCUAGCCUCCGGCAACAUUCAUCAGACUUGUGGUUCCUCAGAAAUCCACAGCUCACAUACGUCCACUGUGGUAAAGUGACUCAUAUUUACCAAGACGUGUGCUUCUUUAGUUCCCUAAAGCUUUGAUUCAUUCAAAAAAAAAGCUCUAAUUGGUUGUUUUUCGUCGGGCGCUGUGUUUCUAGAAGUACAGGAUGGGGCCAGAGAGGGAAGAAUUUUUUUUUCAAAUUUCUUCUCUCACUACUUUCAGAUCAAACUGCCAAGUUUAACAAACAUGAUUUUUUUUUUUUGGGUCAGAUGAUAGAUUAGCUGGUAAAAACAAGGUAGCAAUGAAUGCACCAAUGAGGGAGAGACGAAGGGGAGGGACUUCAAGAACGGAGAGGAAACUCUCUAAAUGACAAGUUAUCAUUGCCAUGAUGAAAGACAGUCCAUCAUCCACCUGGGAGAAUACUCACUAAUAUAUACCAAAAUAUUACAAGUGACUUCAGCAAUGAUUCGACUCCACAAUACUCAGUACUUUCAUUUCCUGCAUCGGGCCAACGCUUUACGCCGCUCAGGUUCAAUGUGUGACGCCCUCAUCUCAGUGAAGAACCAAACUUUUCGGGCUCAUCGCCUGGUUCUGGCCUGUGUUAGCAGGCCACUCGAACAGAAAUUCACCCAUGCGGAGGCAAACCAAGAGGUCCACUGUACACUGGAUGAUCUCUCACCGAGAACCUUCCAGCAGGUCCUGGACUUUGCCUACAUGCAGAGUGUGGAGGUGUCAGAAGAUGACCUGCAGCAGCUACUUCUAGCCGCUCAGUUUCUAGAAAUGCAAUCACUGGAGGAGCAGUGUCAAUGCCACUUGGACACAUUCAGAACCAAACAGGUGGGACAAAGGCUUGAAGUAACCAGUGGGAGUGAUGACGAGGAGGAGCUCAAUAAACAGACCGAUGAAGAGGAGAAACUCAAAGAAUCUCCUUUGAUUAAAAACAAUAUCAUGGAAAAGACAGAAACAGAAGAGCCAAGAAAAAAGUCCAGAUUGACAACUUUCAGUAGAGACAGUGUCAUCACCAGCUCAGUCUCCAACUUGUCCUCCUCUGCUUGGACCAUCCCAAGCCACAUGUGGAGCUCCGCGAGGAGCCUGAGACGCAUAGCCGAGAAUUACUCCACCUUCAUAGCGGCUCACCCCCGUCAGCCCCCUGCAAUACUUGCCUUGCCCGCACCCCAAAUCUUCCCUCUGCAAGGACCCCAUUUCCAGGUCCCCGCUCAGCAUUCUGUCGUAACAGGCUUGCAUUAUGGACAACAUCUUUACUCCCCCACCACUGAGAACAUCAAGGCGGGCUUGCAGGUGACAAGAAUAAAGGCCAGACAGAGGACAGACAAAAUCACUGAGAUCAGCCGCUCAGUCGUGCACAAAACCAACACGGCUGAAGAUUGCAAGCACUGCAACUCAUGUCUGCGAUGUGAUCCGGCCUCCUUGACAUCAGGUGAGGCCUGUGCACGUUGUUGCGUCUUUGACUGUGAAUCCCAAUUUAAUGGACAAAACUUGACAGGAGAGAGACCCUACCAGUGCCAACAUUGUCCCAAGAAGUUUAGUCUCAAACACCAACUGGACACGCAUCACCGAAUUCACACAGGUGAGAAACCCUUCGAGUGUCGUCUGUGUGGUCAGCGCUCCCGGGACUUCUCAGCUAUAAUCAAGCACCUACGGACUCACGGCGGGGCGUCCCCUUAUCGGUGCACACUAUGCUUGGAGUUCUGCAGCAGUCUGGUGGCCAUGCAGAGACAUAUCAAGAGCCACCCGGUGCAUGAUUUCCCCCCAGACUGGAGCAUCAGGAGCACCUACCUGUACACGUCACACAUCGCUCAACGCUGACAUUUUCCAAGAGGACUCUUUUAUAUCUUCUUGCGACACCUGCUAAUUAAGAUGAUUUCAUCUGUGGUGACCUGUUAAAAGUUAAAGGCACAUCCAGGUUUCAUUUUCAAAAUCAGCGGGUGAAAAUUUGAGUAAGAUUUCAAUUUGCAUGAUUGUCGAUAAAGUGUGUGGAAACAAAAAGGACGAGAAAAUAAAGUGGUAAACUAACGUCGUUUCCUUCCAACAGAUUUUAUCAACGGUGAAUCGUACUGACUUGUCUUUCUUCUUCUGCAUUUUUCAUCCUUUAAAGUUUGCCGAGCCCUGAUAUAGACAUAAAUACGACAUAUUUGUUGAAACAUCUUGACAUCUUUAUUUAAACAAAAUGAUAUAAAUAAAAAAAGUGCAUAGAAAAAUUAAACAGGUUUAGAAAUACGUAUACAAAUAUUUACAAACUCAGGGUUUAUUUGUACAUGGUAACAAAGACAAAUUUAAAGAUCACAAUUUUCCUCAUUUUUGUCUUUAACACUUACUUUAAAAUAACCCUACUAUAUAUAUAUUUAUAUAUUUUGUAUA